AUGGUAUCGACGUAUAGUCAACCUCCUUCGUUUUCUCACAAUCUGCCACCUUCGGAUAACUUUGAUACCACAAUCACGACUAUAAGUAGAUUGAAUCCUAAUAAUCUGAAUUGCAACAGCAACGGUGACGGCGGAAUUCAAGGGAGCUUAAACGAACAACUGCAUACACAACAGAACUUUCCCGCUGGCUCACGUCACUUAACUUUCAACAGGGUUCCAAGUCAGCGUAACGGUGACUUUAGAAAGUCCUCUCAGACUUCCACCACGGCUUCAAAGACGGAAUACCAGCAUAACCAUCAGUUAUUAACGAAUUGCCGUCAAAAUAAUUUUGGUGUCAACUCGAAUUAUGUUAAAAACAAAAAUAUGACCCGCAAUACAAAUAAUAACAAGGUGUUAAAUAAUGUUAAAUGGUCUGAUUGUAAAAAAUCAAAAGAUCCAGAAAAAUCAAAAAAACCCGCAUUGGAAGAAAUUCAUAAAGAUCCUUUGGCUGCCACGGUCUGGCGAUUAUAUACAAAAGCAAAAGACGCCUUACCAGAUGGAAUUCGUGUCGAAAAUAUGACUUGGCGUAUGAUGGCUGUCACUUUAAGGCGGAAAAAUCUUGAAAAAGAGCAAUUGAUACGACCACCAUCCAACAAUCGUAAUUAUAACAAGGUUCCCACCACAAAUAUUGCAACUUUCCGUUCCUCGAAUUCGAAAAGGUCUUCCAAAAUUUUAGGGUGUAAACAAACCAAGGUUGAACCUACCAAUGAAAAGAAUAAUGUACAUGGAGGAAUAAGCAUGAGUGAACAAUUUGAUGUGGAGAUGGGGGAUUCAUUUUCGGAUGAUGACGGUUGUGAACGUGAUUUACCUACUAGCACCUCCGUAGACCAUUUAGAAGAUCAUAAGUUUGAAGAAAUGUUUGUAGAUGAUGCGCAUCUAGUAAAUUCCCCAUCAGAUACUAGUACAAGUAAUACGGAUGAUAAUCAUUCUUCAUAUACGUCAUCCCCUUCGCCCGUUCUCACUUCAAAGACUUCGGCUAUUCCUAUUCCCGUAGUCUCUUCGUCAGCAGCUCAUACGACUCCAAUUACCCCUUCAAAUGAACUUGAAUUCAAUUUUAGUGGUACUAAUGCUACAGAAGACUUCUGUUUCUCCCAUCCUUCCUUCUCGUUAAAUAGGAAGAAUUAUGUAAACUUUCCUGGGAAAACUUCAAACCUUCAAAUGCGUCCGAUAGCAAUUCCCGUGUCUAGAGGGGUUUCCAACAUGAAUAAUUCGGUUGGAAAUUAUCCCUUCAAGAAGACACAAAGACAGAGAUCCGCCAGUUUGAUUCUUCCAGUAUCUAGUAUAACAAUACCUAAUGAUACUGCCGAUGACUCUGACAUAGAAUUACCAGAUUCGAUGUCGUCGUCUUUGACCAGCGCGUCGACUAGUACGCAAUAUACGUAUACGCCUUAUAAUCCUCCGUAUGAUCACCAUUCGAUGGAUUAUGCUGGGGCUUCGUCAGCUCUCUUGAGCUCAUCGGCUCCUCAUUCUUAUCCUUAUUUCGGCGAAUUGACCAAUCCUGCUGAUAUGAAUAAUUCCGCGCAAAUACCAUAUCAGUCAUCCGCUCGUCCGGUAGAUAGUGGAGGGUUUUAUUUCGGUGACUGUGAUCUUGGUACGAAUGGAGAUUCUACAGCGGCAUCAGUUUUCGAUAUGGUCAACAUUUAUUACGUAAACGGUCCUAAUAAUCAGUUAAACUUGUCCUCGCUAUCUCACGUUAAUCCAUCUCAAUUGUUCAGCACAUCCCCUUCAUCUAUUUCAUAUGAUUUACCGUCCAAUGAUCAUAUUUGUUCCUCAGAAGAAUCUGAUGGUAAAGAUAAAGCUUCAAGUUCAAUGGGAUAUGAUCAAUCAAAUUUAAGGGAAUGGGGUAGAGGUGGUGAAAGGAAUUAUGGUGGUAACAACAAUAUAAAUAGUACCUCCAAGAUAAAAAGAAAUUCAUCAUCUAGCGUUGAUACAAAUAAUAAGAACAUUUCAUCGUCACUGCAAAGUGGUGAGGGGGAAUCAUCCAACGGGUUGACGUCACCGGGAAAAAGACCGAGGUCAUCUUCCCGUGCUUCUUUGACAGCACCGUUAAAAUCCGUUCAAAAUAACAAUAACUCUUCAUCAUCAGCACCCCCAUCUCCCACAAUACCUAAAGAUCCAAAUAACAACAAUGGUGGUAAUUCGUCAAAGAACGCGGUACCGACCACUUGCACGAAUUGUCAUACACAGACGACGCCGUUAUGGCGUCGCAAUCCCGAAGGUCAACCCCUAUGUAAUGCAUGUGGUUUGUUCUUGAAAUUGCAUGGCGUUGUUAGACCUUUGAGUUUAAAGACCGACGUUAUAAAGAAACGUAAUCGAGGUGGCACGGCAGCGGCUGGAAAAAAUCCCGGUAAAAAUGGUGUAAAAGGUAAUAGUGUACAAUUAGGUCCUGGUGGUGCUAGCAUGAGUGUAAUGGGUAAAAGAACAUCAUUUACGGGUAAUAUGAACUCUCGAUCAGGCGUCAUAAAUACACCUGCUUCGGCAUCUGUAUUAUCCACGUCAGCCCCUACCGCACAAUAUUCAAAUAACGCAUUUAGUCCCGGACCAAAUAUUCAGAGCGUACCGAAAAGGCAGAGACGGUUCUCAUCAAGUGAUGACAGACAAUUAUUGAAUGAUCAACAAAUACGGCAUUCACAACAACAGUCACAAAUGAGUACAUCCCUUUCCGGUUCGAGUGUUCGAGCUCAAAUGAUGAUGGCGACGACAAUGCAGCAACAGCAAAAGCAGCAAGAAGAAAUUGGUAAUUCUACCGCAUCUUCAAGUAAUUCUCAACAACCACCACGUCAAUUUCAAACAUCAUCGAAUUCUGCAUCUAAAAACACCAUACCUAAAGUGCAUAGACGAUCAUUACAUCGAUCUCACACAUCAGCACCGAUACUGCAAACGACUUCAAACAAUAAUAACAAUUCACCAUCACCCACAUCCAACAACAAUUUGUCGUCACCUUCAACGAGGCCAACUUCUCAAAGACAAUACCCUUUAUCGCCAUCAUUAUUCAUGCAUUUUGCAUGGCCUGACCAACAAAUAGUCCAAUCCACGUUAGUUUCAUCUGAUGAUGAAAGCUUGGCAAACGGUUAUGCUACACGCCCUAAUGUGUUGAUCCACCAACAAUCGUUUAGUGAUGAUGAAUCUGUGAGUUCGGGAGUAAAUAGAGAUACUGCUAUGGAAUUAGGUUUUAAUUAA
Molecule: messenger RNA, 3219 nt
Organism: Funneliformis geosporum
Lineage: Eukaryota; Fungi; Glomeromycota; Glomeromycetes; Glomerales; Glomeraceae
Source: the annotation of a GenBank genome assembly